AUGCAUCAGGAUACGGCUUUCUACUUCGACACCACCAACCCCUACCGGCCAACCUUCAAGAAAAGCAACCGCGCCCUCCUCUCAUCCAUUGCAGAUGAGAUCCGCGCGAAGCCAGACGGCGGAUUCUAUAUUACAUACAUGGGCUCCGCAGUGGGCACUUCGCCAGGCCGUCUGGUUGAGACCGACGCGAACUUCGACAUCAUCCACGAAUGGCCGGAAGAUGUAGAGGGAACGCUCAACAUUCUGGGCGAGCAGUUCUCUCCCCAUGGUCUUAGCAUUGACUGGGAGAGAAACUUCAUUCUCACUUCUGACUUCGUUGAACCCAUCAGUAUCUUGAAGCCUAGCACGGGAAUCCGGCGUGCAAACACGCUUAGGUUGUGGGACUUGAAGACUAAGAAAAUUCUCAACACCAUCACCAUUCCCGACGGCGGCGGCAUUCAGGACGUCAAAUUCAUCCCCGGAAACCCCGACGGCGCUGCUCUCGCCACAGCUGUCCACCUAGGCCAAGUCUGGAUCAUCUAUCCCGGACAGAAAGAUGCCAAUGGCAAGCCCGGCAGAGCAGAGCUUCUCUAUGACUUAGGCCCCAAGGCUCGUGACACUACCGCAAUCUAG
Aspergillus oryzae RIB40 is the source of this 612-nucleotide messenger RNA. RefSeq lists its product as uncharacterized. The coding region runs from base 1 to 612 and encodes 203 amino acids. Lineage: Eukaryota; Fungi; Ascomycota; Eurotiomycetes; Eurotiales; Aspergillaceae. The record is from RefSeq and is a predicted model, not a curated record. Gene Ontology annotation, molecular function: protein binding. The transcript is spliced from 2 exons.